UCAUCAUCAUUUUCUAUCAGCGAGUGGAGCUAUAUACCUGUUUGCGUCAUAUAUACCUACGUAUAGGGUAUAAUAUAUAUACCUUCUUCUCUUUCCAUUUUCGCAUAUACUAUCUGCCCGGCAAAGGAAUACCAGAACUUCUGCGCAUUCAAAUCUCGUAAAGGUUUCAAGAGAGAGAAAUUUUGCCAAUUUUUCAAUUAUUCAUUCCUUUUUUUUUUUUUUUUGUUUCUUCAUUCGCCAGCUCUGUCAAACUCUCUCCCUUCUUUUCCCUGUCUAAAACCACAAAUUUGAACAUCAGGUAAUCUUCCGGAGGGACGCGGAGAUCUCAGAAGUUCAUUUUGUAGAACUUUUGUGAUAGCUGAAGUUAGGAGCUUUGAAGGUCUAACUAUCUUUUCUUGAAGGCACUUUAAUUAUUGUACAGAAUGUCUGGCUCUGUGAAAGGUUUGGAACCUGCAUUUCAGGGAGCAGGACAAAAAGCAGGGACUGAGAUCUGGAGAAUUGAGAAUUUUCAACCAGUUCCUUUGCCAAAAUCUGAUUAUGGUAAAUUCUACUCGGGUGAUUCUUACAUCGUCUUGCAGAUAACUGCUGGUAAAGGAGGUGCUUAUUUGUAUGACAUACACUUUUGGAUUGGAAAGGAUACUAGCCAGGAUGAAGCGGGAACCGCUGCUAUCAAAACUGUAGAGCUUGAUGCAAUUCUUGGAGGGCGAGCAGUACAGCACAGAGAAAUACAAGGCCAUGAGUCUGAUAAAUUCUUGUCCUACUUUAAGCCAUGUAUUAUACCGUUGGAAGGUGGUGUUGCAACUGGAUUUAAGAAACCAGAGGAAGAAGAAUUUGAAACACGGUUAUAUACUUGUAAAGGAAAAAGAGUUGUUAGAUUGAAGCAGGUCCCAUUUUCUCGAUCCUCACUAAACCAUGAUGAUGUGUUCAUUCUGGAUACAAAAGAUAAGAUAUAUCAGUUCAAUGGUGCAAACUCCAAUAUUCAGGAAAGGGCCAAAGCAUUAGAAGUAAUUCAGUUUUUGAAGGACAAAUAUCAUGAGGGGAAGUGUGGUGUUGCUAUUGUAGAGGAUGGAAAUUUACAGGCAGAGUCAGAUUCUGGUGAAUUCUGGGUGCUUUUUGGUGGGUUUGCUCCAAUUGGCAAGAAGGUUACUACCGAAGAUGAUAUCAUUCCGGAGAGGACUCCUGCUAAGCUAUUUAGCAUUACUAAUGGUCAGGUCAAUCCUGUAGAUGGCGAACUUUCCAAAUCUAUUUUGGAAAAUAACAGGUGCUAUUUAUUGGAUUGUGGUGCUGAGGUAUUUGUUUGGGUUGGCCGUUUAACACAACUGGAUGAGAAGAAAGCUGCUAUUCGAACUUCAGAGGAAUUUGUUGGCAGUCAAAACAGACCCAAGUCAACACAUAUCACUCAGCUCAUUCAAGGUAACGAGACAAACUCCUUCAAGGCUAAGUUUGAUUCUUGGCCAUCAGCAUCGUCAGCACCUGCUCCUGAGGAGGGAAGAGGAAAAGUUGCAGCUUUACUGAAGCAACAAGGUGUUGGAAUCAAGGCUGCAAGCAAGACUGUUACUGUAAACGAGGAAGUCCCCCCUUUGCUUGAAGGAGGUGGAAAAAUAGAGGUUUGGUGCAUUAAUGGAAGUGCAAAGACUCCAGUUCCCAAAGAUGAUGUUGGUAAAUUCUACAGUGGAGAUUGCUACAUAGUCCUAUAUACCUACCCCUCAAAUGAUAAGAAAGAAGAUUAUUACUUGUGCUGGUGGAUUGGGAAGGAUAGUGUUGAGGAGGACCAGAAGAUGGCUUCUCGGUUGGCUACCACAAUGUGCAACUCACUGAAAGGGAGACCUAUACUGGGCCGAAUUUUCCAAGGGAAAGAGCCACCACAAUUUGUUGCAAUCUUCCAGCCGAUGGUGGUCCUUAAGGGUGGGUUAAGCUCCGGCUACAAGAACUACAUUUCUGACAAAGGCUUAAAUGAUGAAACCUACACUGCUGAUUCAGUUGCCCUUAUUCGGAUAUCUGGAACUUCAGAACAUAAUAACAAAGCAGUUCAAGUUGAUGCGGUGGCAACUUCUCUGAACUCCAAUGAGUGUUUUCUUGCUCAAUCUGGCUCUUCACUGUUCACUUGGCAUGGAAACCAGAGUACCUAUGAGCAGCAGCAAUUAGCAUCAAAGAUUGCUGAAUUCUUGAAGCCAGGAGUGGCUGCAAAACACACUAAAGAAGGAACUGAGAGCUCUGCUUUCUGGUUUGCUAUUGGUGGUAAACAAAGUUAUACCAGCAAGAAAGUAGCCCCAGAGGCUGUCCGUGAUCCUCACUUAUUCACGUAUUCUAUCAAUAAAGGAAAAUUUGAGGUUGAAGAAGUAUACAACUUCUCUCAAGACGAUCUGUUGACUGAGGAUGCCUUAGUACUAGACACGAAUGCAGAAGUGUUUGUUUGGGUUGGUCAAUCAACUGAUCCCAAUGAAAAGAAAAAUGCUUUUGAAAUUGGGCAGAAAUACAUUCAGAUGGCUACAUGCUUAGAAGGAUUAUCUUCUAAUGCUCCAUUGUAUAAAGUCACAGAAGGAAAUGAGCCUUGCUUCUUUACGACAUAUUUUUCGUGGGAUCCUGCAAAAGCUAUUGCAAAUGGAAACUCGUUCCAAAAGAAGGUCAUGCUACUAUUUGGAGCAGGUCAUGGUGCAGAGAAUCAUCCAAGAUCCAAUGGGACAAAUCGGGGAGGACCAACACAAAGAGCUUCAGCCUUAGCUGCUUUGAACUCUGCAUUUAGUUCAUCUUCUGCACCAAAACCUGUUGCAUCAAGGCCAGGGAGAAGUCCGCGAUCGGGUUCACAAAGAGCAGCUGCAGUAGCAGCUUUAUCUUCUGUUCUUACUGCUGAAAAACAGUCAACUGAUACCUCUCCUACUCGCUCUCCCACUCGCUCUCCCACUCCUCGCUCUCCUGCACGAUCAAGUAGAAGUCCACUAACACAAAGAGAAGCAAGUCCUACUGCUGUAAUUGAGAAUGAAAAAACAUCUUCUGAGUUUGAAGAUCCCAAAGGAUCUCCUGUAGUUAAGGAAACAGAGGUCGUGGAACCUGUGGCAGUGGCCAAUGGUGAGGGGUGUGAAUUAAAGACACAGCAAGAACAGGAUGACAAUAACAGUGAAGGUAGUCAGACCAUAUUCAGUUAUGAAAGGUUGAAGGUUAAAUCUGGGAACCCUGUUACUGGGAUAGAUUUUAAACGGAGAGAGGCUUAUCUAUCUAAUGGGGAAUUUGAGGCUGUUCUUGGGAUGAAGAAGGAAGCCUUCUAUAAGUUACCAAAAUGGAAACAAGAUAUGCAGAAAAAGAAGGUCGAUCUCUUCUAGAUUCCACAUCCAAAGCCAAGCAACUUCUCCCACUCUUCCCCUCCCCUCUUUCAAGCUCAUCUUUCAUUCUACAAGUUUUUCUUGCCAGAGCAACCUAUCUUUUAUAGGUACAUAAUGCCUGGAUUGAAUAUCUAGCAUUUCUACAGUCUUCCUUUGAAAUACCUUUAGUUUUUGGUAGUUUCAAAUUUCUGCUAUCUGCCUGCUUGAAGAGUGAUUUUUUUACUCCCCUCUUUUAAUACUGCCAUUUUGCCAAGAUCCAAAGAUUGCAGUUACAGGACAGCAGCCAGGUCGAUUCUUUGAUUUGCCCAGUUUGUGAUUUUUGGAGAAUCAGUUUCUUUCAAUCAUUUAUUUGUUGAUCAAAAAGGGUGUAUAUGUAUUUUGCUUUGUACUCAGAAUGAUGAAAUGCAGACAAAUAGUGGUUUGGACUCAGAGUUUCCACCCGACCAUUUCCUUUUAAUGCAAAUUUUUAUUUUAUUAGCUGCA
Molecule: messenger RNA, 3800 nt
Organism: Ipomoea triloba (trilobed morning glory)
Lineage: Eukaryota; Viridiplantae; Streptophyta; Magnoliopsida; Solanales; Convolvulaceae
Product: villin-3
Exons: 23
Coding region: 423-3317 (964 amino acids)
Biological process (GO): cytoskeleton organization; actin filament severing
Molecular function (GO): actin filament binding
Source: RefSeq, a predicted model, not a curated record